Molecule: messenger RNA, 1128 nt
Organism: Mauremys mutica (yellowpond turtle)
Lineage: Eukaryota; Metazoa; Chordata; Testudines; Geoemydidae
Gene: VSIG1
Product: V-set and immunoglobulin domain containing 1
Exons: 8
Coding region: 1-1128 (375 amino acids)
Biological process (GO): maintenance of gastrointestinal epithelium; epithelial cell morphogenesis
Cellular component (GO): plasma membrane
Source: RefSeq, a predicted model, not a curated record
AUGUUUGCAACAAUGCUGAAGAUAUUUGCAAUUAUAGCAGCCCUUUCAGGCCACAUCAGCGGUGUGACAGUGACAGUUCCCCAGAGCACGGUGAACGUCACUGUUGGUGGAAAUGCCACUCUUCUCUGCACAUACACAACAACUGGGUCUGUGGCUUCACUUUUCAUUCAGUGGAGUUUUUACAGUGCCAAAGAGAAACAACCUCAAACGCAUUCCCCGUGCCGCAAUAUUCAGAGUACGGAUGAAAAGUCAGUCAAUCAUUGUCAAAAGACGGUGUAUGUGACAGAUGCACGGGGGAGAUGUAGCUGGAAGCACCAGAUCUAUUAUUUUCAGAACGGACAGGCUUAUGAGUAUGGCGAGUUCAAGAACAGAAUAAACGGGACAACAAACCAAGGAAAUGCAUCAAUAACAAUUUUCAACAUGCAACCCUCAGACACCGGGUUUUAUACCUGCGAAGUUUUCAACCCACAAGAUUCAAAUGGACAGAACCAGAAAUCAGUGGCUGUCAGUGUACUGGUCAAACCUUCACAGCCUCACUGUAGCUUACGGGGAACGCCUGAGACAGGCCACCUUGUCUCUCUCUCCUGCUAUUCUGAAGAAGGGAUGCCUGCGCCUAUAUACCAGUGGUAUAAAGUAUCAGGGGAGACCCUCAAACCCAUGACAGAACAACUCAAUACAAAAACUGGGCUUUUGAUUAUUGGUAAUCUCACCACCUUUGAAACUGGAUACUACCGGUGCACAGCUACUAACAGCCUUGGAAACAGCAGCUGUGAAGUUGACUUGACUGCAACACAUUCAGAAGGUGGUCUCAUUGCUGGAGCAUUAAUUGGAGCAAUUCUGGGAGCAGUUGUUAUCUGCAUUAUUGUCUGGUUUUUAGCCAAGAGGGAGAAGAAAAAGGAGAGAAAAGAAAAAGCAGCAAAUAGUGAAACGCAACCAAUGACUCAGAAACAAGAGGCAAAUGUGGAAUAUGCUAAUAUACCCACCCAAGAAAAUGAGUCUGUUGCCACAGCUACACCAAGCAGAGAAGCUAAUGCAGCCAAUGAAUACUCUACUGCUGCGGAAACUGCUGCCUCUGGAAUGCCUGAAAACGAUGAGAUGCAAGGAGUGGAGACACAAGCAAGAGCCUAA